AUGAAUUCUUACAACUUCUCUGAGAAUUAUAUGAUACUGAGACCAGAAGAUGUGAGAUUUUUCGACAUUUUUCGGGUCUUAUGGAGCGAUGAAAUCGAGAAGAAAGCAUUCGUGGAUUAUCCAAAUGGAAAGGAAGAAAAUCUUAAUAGAAGAUGGCGUAUAUUUCUAUCCCUCCUGGCACAAAAGAUCUUGCAGUUGGCUGCCAAGCCAGUGUCAUGGUUUGGAUCGAAGUUCGAACUGUGGCUCAACCUUAUAUCUUGUAAUCAUGACAUUUUUAUGCUCUUGUACAAUGCUCUCCGAGGUAAGGUGGUUUUACCUGUGAAAGAAUCAGGAACAUUCUUGUCGAUUCUUGGACAUAUGGACAAGCGUAUCCACUUGGACAAGAAUAUCAAACCUGAUAACUGCAGAUACUACAGUGCGCUCUCUGUAAUGGCAGCUAAGAUAUCAUAUGAGAAUCAAGCCUUUGUCGAAAAUGUAGUCAGAAAUCACUGGAAUAUGGAAUUAAUUGGACACUACGAUUUUUGGAAUGAUUUUCAAAGAAAAUGUACAACACGAGCCAUAAUGCUUCAUGAUAAAAAUGCAGAACCUGAUAUAAUUGUUGUGGCCUUUAGAGGCACCGAACCCUUCGACACAGAUGAGUGGUGUACUGAUUGUGAUGUCUCCUGGUAUGAGCUUCAAGGCAUGGGAAAAAUUCAUGGCGGGUUCAUGAAAGCAUUAGGCUUAUUAAUGCACGAAGGGUGGCCAAAAGAUUUUGAACAAGAUCAAAACCGUCCAAUAGCUUACUACACCAUAAGGGAGAAACUGAAACAACUUAUGCAACAAAGUGAUCGAACAAAGUUCAUAUUAACUGGCCAUAGUAUGGGCGGGGCACUUGCGAUUCUCUUCCCAGCCGUUCUAGCAAUGCACGAGCAGACAGAUUUAUUAGAAAGAUUGGAAGGUGUAUAUACAUUUGGACAGCCUAGAGUUGGAGAUGAGGAGUUCAAGAGAUUUAUGAAAUUUCAACUGUUAACCUACGGGUUUACAUAUUUGAGGUUUGUUUAUUGCAAUGACGUUGUUCCAAGAUUGCCUACUGAUGAUUCAACAUUUUUGUUCAAGCACUUUGGGACAUGUAUCUACUAUGACAGCUGCUACAAAGGCAAGAUUAUUCCAGAAGAACCAUACAAGAAUUAUGUAUCGCCAUUUGCACCGUUACCCAGGUUUGUAAAUGCUGUGUGGGAGCUAUUAAGAAGCUUCAUUAUGCCAUACAUGAAGGGACCAGAUUAUGCAGAAGGUUGGUUUCUUAAAAUCAUUAGAUGGUAUGGACUUAUAAUGCCUGGUCUUGCAGCUCAUAAUCCACAAGAUUAUGUUAACAUGACUCGUCUGGGAUCUGAUUCCUUGUAUUUUCGAGUUCGAGAACAAAAUUUUAGGAGUGUCUCAGAUUUUGGUAUAGCAAAAUGA
Ricinus communis (castor bean) is the source of this 1437-nucleotide messenger RNA. RefSeq lists its product as uncharacterized. The record is from RefSeq and is marked provisional. Gene Ontology annotation, molecular function: triacylglycerol lipase activity. Bases 1 to 1437 code for a protein of 478 amino acids. Gene Ontology annotation, biological process: lipid metabolic process. The transcript is spliced from 5 exons. Lineage: Eukaryota; Viridiplantae; Streptophyta; Magnoliopsida; Malpighiales; Euphorbiaceae.